Messenger RNA from Salarias fasciatus (jewelled blenny), 506 nucleotides. RefSeq names its product 28S ribosomal protein S18c, mitochondrial-like. Gene Ontology annotation, molecular function: structural constituent of ribosome; small ribosomal subunit rRNA binding. Lineage: Eukaryota; Metazoa; Chordata; Actinopteri; Blenniiformes; Blenniidae. Gene Ontology annotation, cellular component: mitochondrial small ribosomal subunit; ribosome. The record is from RefSeq and is a predicted model, not a curated record. The transcript is spliced from 6 exons. The coding region runs from base 87 to 470 and encodes 127 amino acids. Gene Ontology annotation, biological process: mitochondrial translation.
GACGGAACUAUUCCUGUGUGGUCGGAACUGUUGUUGCGAGCGUCGGCCGGACUGGUUAGUGGGUGCUCCGCUACUGUCAGGUCAAAAUGUUGUUAGCAGGAUGUUCCCGGAGGAUUAAAGCUCUUUUUGGUCAACACACACUCUCAGGUCUGAGGAGCCUCGGGACUUCAACAACCCACAAAGAAGAACUGCUGUCGCAGAUGGAAAAUCCGUACAAGCAGCCCCAGAAAGGCUGCAUUCUCUGUAACAUCAGCGUGGACUACAAAAACAUCCAGCUGCUGUCUCAGUUCAUCUCUCCUCACACCGGAAGGAUCUACGGCCGCCACAUCACAGGUCUGUGCGGAGUCAAACAGAAGGAGGUGUCCAAGGCCAUAAAGAAAGCCCACAGCAUGGGUUUCAUGUCGGUGACUCACAAACACCCACAGUUCAUGAAGGACCCCAACAUCUGUGGACUGAAACAUCUGGACUGAAGCUCGGCUCUAAUAAAGCGUCUCUGCUGUCUCGUC